GGCCUCAGGGUGUCCAGGAAGGGACUCCACUGCUGCCUCUGGAUUUCCACCCAGCGGCCUCCGGGUCCUGCUCUGGUCACAAAGGGAAGCCGGGACCCUGCUCUUCAGGCGCAAACUUCCCCCCUCAAGGGCCGCAGAGUGUGCUGCCCCGGCCCUGGCUUGGCCCCAGUGGGCCUGAGAAAAACCAGGCUUCCUGCAGGACAGCAAUGCAGCUGCUCUGGAUGUCUCUGCUGCUGGUGGCCUCUUGUGUCUUGUGUUGCACUGUCCAGGGCUCACCAGAGACGGACGUCAACAUGUCCCAGCCCUUGCACAUCCUGGUGGAGAAAAACUUGAUGGUGCUAACACCUGCCGGCCUGACCCAGAUGCUGAAUGAGACCCGCUUCCUGAUGGUGCUCUUCCACAACCCGUCCUCAAAGCAAUCCAGGAACUUAGCUGAGGAGCUGGGCAAAGCCGUGGAGAUCAUGGGCAAAGGCAAGAACGGGAUUGGCUUUGGCAAAGUGGACGUCACGGUUGAGAAGGACCUUCAGAAGGAGUUUGAUGUCAAGAAGGCCCCAGAGUUGAAGCUGUUUUUUGAGGGCAAUAGAUCGGAGCCCAUCAGCUGCAAAGGAGUGGUUGAAUCUACUGCUUUGGUUGUUUGGUUGAGAAGACAAAUUAGCCAGAAGGCAUUUUUGUUCUCUGAUGCCAAUGAGAUAGCAGAGUUUGUGAAUUCCAGGCCCUUGGUCAUCAUUGGCUUCUUCCAGGAUUUAGAGGAAGAAGUAGCAGAAUUGUUCUAUGAUGUGAUCAAAGACUUCCCAGAACUAACUUUUGGAGUGAUAUUGAUUAGAAAUGCCAUUGGACGUUUCCACGUCACCCUUGACAGUGUUCUGGUGUUCAGAAAGGGAAAAAUCGUGAACCGCCAGGAGCUUAUUGAUGACAGUACCAACAAACAUAUCCUCAAUCAACUCAUAAAACAGCACCUCACAGAUUUUGUUAUUGAAUACAACACUGAGAAUAAGGAUCUGAUUUAUGAAUUGAACAUCCUGAAUCACAUGUUGCUCUUCGUCUCCAAAAGCUCCAAGUCAUUUCGUAUGAUAAUGCAGCAUUAUAAAUUGGCAUCGAAGAAAUUCCAAAACAAGAUCCUUUUCAUCCUUGUGGAUGCAGACGAGCCCAGAAAUGGACGUGUCUUCGAAUACUUCCGGAUCGCAGAGGCUGAUAUCCCAUGUGUCCAAAUCCUAAACUUAAGCUCUGAUGCAAGGUACAAAAUGCCUUUCGAGGAAAUAACCUAUGAAAACCUCAAGAAAUUCGGCCAGAGCUUCCUGAAUAGAAAGGCCAAGAAACAUCAGUCCAGUGAAGAAAUUCCAAAUUAUUGGGACCAGGGGCCGGUUAAGCAGCUUGUUGGGAAGAACUUCAACGUCAUUGUCUUUGACAAGGAAAGGGACGUAUUUGUGAUGUUCUAUGCACCCUGGUCCCAAAAGUGCAGGGUGCUGUUCCCAGUGUUGGAAGAGUUGGGUAGAAAGUAUCAAAACCACUCCACAGUCACCAUCGCCAAGAUCGACAUCACAGCAAAUGAACUUCAGCUGACGUACCCGGACCGGUACCCUGUCUUCAGGCUCUUCCCUGCUGACUCUCAACAAGCUGUACUAUAUAAGGGAGAACAUACCCUGAAGGGCUUUUCUGACUUCCUGGAAAGUCAAAUCAAGACCCAGACUGAGGACGAAGAUGAGCUACUGUCUGUUGAGCAAAGUGAAGUGACAGAAAAGGAGGUAUUAGGUGAGGAAAAGGAGGUACCUUUUACGAAGAAAGAGCUACCAGAACAGAAGUUGCCUGAGCUGGAGAACUUGACCAAGCUGGAAGGGCCAGCUGGGCAGAAAGAAACGGCUGAGGAGGAGGAGAAGGUAGCUGAGCCAAAGGGACCUCCAGGACAGGAGAAGAAGCCAAGAGUGAAGGAAGAACUGUAGCCUCUCCAAAACCAGGAGAGAGGGUGCCCAUUUUCCAGGUCCUGGAAUCAUUUUCU
Molecule: messenger RNA, 1993 nt
Organism: Balaenoptera acutorostrata (minke whale)
Lineage: Eukaryota; Metazoa; Chordata; Mammalia; Artiodactyla; Balaenopteridae
Gene: PDILT
Product: protein disulfide isomerase like, testis expressed
Exons: 12
Coding region: 207-1937 (576 amino acids)
Biological process (GO): protein folding
Cellular component (GO): endoplasmic reticulum
Source: RefSeq, a predicted model, not a curated record